AUGCGGAAGAAUUUUCAGUUUAAAGUAAAGAAGUCGACGUCGGAGCUAUAUAUACUGCGGUGCGUUCAUGCUGAUUGCACGUGGAGACUUCGAGCUACCAAGCUAAAGGAAUGCACUUUGUUCAAGAUAAAAAAAUAUUGUGCUGCCCAUAYGUGCUAUGGUGGAGCUUUAAAACAUGAUCAUAGGCAAGCCAAAAGUUGGGUGGUAGGACAUCUUGUGCAAGAGAAGUUCACAGACGUCUCCCGCACGUAUAGACCGAAGGACAUUAUACAAGACAUGAGAAAGGAGUAUGGUGUCAAUUUAAGUUAUGAUAGAGCAUGGCGUUCUAGUGAAGAAGCACUCCGGCUUAUUAGAGGUGAUCCAGCAUCGUCAUAUGGUCUACUUCCAACUUAUGGUAAAGCUUUGAAAAUCAUGAACUCAGUGUUGGUUGUUGACGGGUCCCACCUAAAGGGGAAGUUCAGAGGGGUAUUGUUAUCAGCUUCUGGUGUCGAUACGAAUAAUCAGAUUUACCCGGUAGCAUUUGCGAUUGUCGACGGUGAGACGGUAGCAUCAUGGGUGUGGUUUAUGACUCAAAUAAAACGUGCGCUCGCUGGAGUUGAUAAUUUGGUUUUCGUUUCUGAUAGACAUCAAACCAUUUGCAAGGCAAUCGACAAGGUAUUUCCUGCUGCAUUUCAUUGCUUUUGUAUACAGCAUAUCAAGGUCAACUUGAUAGCAAAAUUUAAAAACGAUGCGAAGGCAGUUGAGGAACUAUUUUUAAAGGCUGCAAAGGCGUAUCCGAGUCAUAUUUCAACUCGAUCUGGGCCCAACUUCGUGCAUACCCCGGUGUACGGGAAUAUUUAG
This is a messenger RNA of Momordica charantia (bitter melon), 840 nucleotides long. RefSeq lists its product as uncharacterized. The record is from RefSeq and is a predicted model, not a curated record. NCBI's taxonomy places the organism in Eukaryota, Viridiplantae, Streptophyta, Magnoliopsida, Cucurbitales, Cucurbitaceae.